AGUGAACUACAACCCUGAGGACGACAUUCAUUUCUCUUCUCUUAAUGUCUGGCAAACUUUCACAUUUGCGCUCAUGAAUAAGACGAAGAAGGGUGCUAAAGAGGAAAUACCAAUCAUCGCUAACGCCCUGUUAAAAAUAUUCGGUAUCAGUCAUACUAAGGUAAGUAAUAACUAUACCCCCCGAGAUAUCUCCGAACAUGUCUCGGUAAGUCAGUUACUAACAAAAUUAGUAUACACUCGUUGGCGAUGACUACACUCGAGGAGUGUCCGGCGGCGAGCGUAAGCGAGUGUCCAUUGCUGAGACGCUAGCAUCAAAGUCCACUGUGAUGGCAUGGGAUAACUCAACUCGCGGUUUAGAUGCCUCAACGGCUCUCGACUACGCCAAGUCACUAAGAAUUAUGACCGACAUCAGCAAUCGGACAACCCUCGUGACACUAUACCAAGCCGGUGAAGGCAUCUACGAGCUCAUGGAUAAAGUCCUAGUCAUCGACCAAGGCCGGCAAAUAUUCUCAGGGCCCGCCAAAGAUGCGAAACAGUACUUCAUAGACCUUGGAUUUGAAUGUCCCGAAAGGCAAACUACGGCGGAUUUCUUGACCGCAGUUACUGAUCCAAAUGAGAGGCGUUUCAGACCUGGGUUCGAGGACCGAGCACCUAAAACGGCCGAAGAGCUGGAGACGGCCUUCCGCAACUCGCCGAACUACCAAAAGCUAUUGGAAGAUGUCCAAGACUACGAGGAGCACCUCCAACGCACGGAUUUCGCAGACGCGAGGAAAUUUGAAGGCGCCGUACAAGAGGCCAAGUCGAAGCAUGUUAGCAAGAAGUCCCCUUACACAGUGUCGUUCACUCGCCAGGUAUGGGCGUGUACCAAACGAGAAUUCUGGCUCUUAAUCGGGGAUAAGUUGACUCUCGGGACCAAAUUCUUCAUUACAAUGUCUAGCGGUCUUAUAGUCGGCUCCAUCUACUACAAGGAACCGUUCUCGACUGCGGGGGCUUUCACCCGCGGUGGCGCCUUGUUCUUCUCUGUGGUCUUCCUUGGCUGGCUUCAGUUGGCAGAGCUCGGGAAGGCCGUCAGUGGCCGUGUGAUCGUCGCUCGUCACCGAGAUUACGCCUUCUACCGCCCUUCUGCCGUGUCACUUGCUCGUCUUAUUCUGGACUUCCCAGUCAUCUUUGCUCAGGUUUCUAUAUUUGGGAUAGCCAUGUAUUUCAUGACGAACUUGGAUGUCGAUGUAAGCAAGUUCUGGAUAUACUUGCUAUUUGUUUAUACCACGACGAUAAUGAUCACGGCCCUCUACCGGAUGUUUGCCAGUUUAUCGCCGGAAAUCGAUACGGCUUUGCGCUUCUCUACCCUUGCUCUCAAUUUGCUUGUUAUCUUCACGGGGUAUGCUAUACCCAAGACACAACUCUUAGACAAGUACAUCUGGUUCGGAUGGCUAUAUUGGAUCAAUCCAUUAUCUUACAGCUUCGAGGCAGUCUUAACAAAUGAGCUCUCGGAUCAAGUAAUGGAUUGCGCCCCUGAACAGCUCGUCCCUCGAGGUCCUAACUUCCUACCAGAGUAUCAAGGAUGCGCUCUUACUGGGUCUAAACCAAAUUCUCGAGUGGUUGCGGGCAGUGACUACUUACAAACUGCCCUUGGCUAUAGUCGUUCGAACCUCUGGCGGAACUUUGGUGUUGUGGUUGCUUUCACGAUUCUAUAUCUGCUCAUUACAGUUUUUGCGACGGAGAUGUUCGAUUUCUCAUCUGAUGGCGGCGGCGCUCUAAUCUUCAGGAAAAGUCGAAGAGCGAAGAAGCAAGCCCAGAAGGCUGCUACACCAUCCGACAUUGAGAACGAAGGUGCCGACAGCAGCGGGUCUUCCGCCACCAGGGUCGAGGAUUCCCAAGCUACUAGCGAGGAACAGAGAGAGGCAUUGGGGCAACUAACAAAGAGUGAAUCAAUCUUCACUUGGCGAGAUGUCGAGUACACCGUACCCUACCUCGGCGGCGAGCGUAAACUUCUAAAUAAAGUCAACGGCUAUGCGAAGCCUGGUAUCAUGGUCGCACUCAUGGGUGCUUCCGGCGCCGGCAAGUCGACCUUGCUGAAUACUCUGGCGCAGCGACAGCGAACUGGUGUGGUAACAGGUGAGAUGUUCGUUGACGGAAAGCCGCUGGGACCCGAGUUCCAACGGAAUACGGGAUUCUGCCUCCAAGGAGAUCUUCACGACGAAACUCAAACCAUUCGAGAGGCCAUCGAGUUCUCUGCUCUGUUGCGACAAGAAGCGUCUGUUCCCCGAGCCGAGAAACUCGCAUAUGUAGACAAGAUUAUUGACUUGCUCGAACUCAAUGACCUUCAAGAUGCCAUCAUCAGCUCGCUCGGCGUUGAAUUACGCAAGCGACUUACCAUUGGCGUGGAGCUUGCCGCCAAGCCGUCCCUACUUCUGUUCUUAGAUGAGCCAACAUCUGGUCUUGAUUCCCAGUCAGCCUACUCGAUCGUCACUUUCCUUAAGAAGCUCUGCGCCGCUGGCCAAGCUAUUGUCUGUACUAUCCACCAACCGAGCUCGGUCUUGAUCCAACAAUUCGACAUGGUACUUGCUCUUAAUCCUGGAGGAAACACCUUCUACUUCGGUCCUAUCGGAGAGAAUGGCAAGGAUGUCAUAGACUACUUUGCUCAGCGUGGGGCUACAUGCCCCCCUGAGAAAAACGUCGCCGAGUUUAUUCUCGAAACUGCUGCGCGACCUCAUAGGCGACCUGAUGGCACCAAGGUUGACUGGAACGAGGAAUGGAGGAAUAGCGAGCAGGCGCAAAAUGUUAUCGAAGAGAUCGAUGGUCUCAAGAGAGUCCGUAGCGCUGUGCCACAUGGUGGUGAAGUCUCAAAUGAACGGCAAAGGGAAUUCGCCGCAUCAGCUUGGGUACAGACAGUCGAGUUGACGAAGCGCAUGUUCAGACAAUACUGGCGCAAAUCUUCCUAUCUUUAUGGAAGAUUAUUCGUCGCGGUAAUCAUCGGAGUCUUCAACGGAUUCACAUUCUGGAAACUCGGAAACAGUGUCCAAGAUAUGCAGAACCGCAUGUUCACCAUAUUCCUAAUCAUCAUAAUUCCAGCCACCAUCGUCAACGCUGUCGUGCCUAGGUUCGACCAGAAUCUAGGCCUAUGGCAAGCCCGCGAGUACCCUUCUCGGAUUUAUGGCUGGGUAGCCUUCAGUACUGCCAACAUCGUUGCUGAAAUCCCCGCUGCCAUAGUUUCUGGUAUUAUAUAUUGGGCUCUAUGGUGUUGGCCCAGCGGUCUCGCUGGUAAUAGCUUGGCUGCCGGAUACUCGUUCAUAAUGACGGUGCUUAUGUUCCUGUUCAUGACCAGCUGGGGUCAGUGGAUCUGCGCGUUUGCACCUAGCCUGAGAGUCAUUGACAAUGUAAGUUCUAGGAUUUGACAUAUUGAUAGGCUCGCUGAUACUAACUACCAGGUGUAGGUAUUACCAUUCUUCUUCGUCAUGUUCAGUCUAUUCAAUGGUGUGGUACGAUCCUACUCAACACUCCCCGUGUUUUGGAGGUAUUGGAUGUACUGGGCCAACCCCUCCACAUACUGGAUCGGCGGGAUGCUUGCCGCGUCGAUUGAUGGAGUUCCCGUUCGUUGCGACCCGUCAGAGACUGCUCAGUUUAACGCGCCUCCGAACAAAACUUGCCAGUCCUACGCUGGCGAGUUUACACGGAGUGCCGGAGGCUACUUGCUUAAUCCCGAGGCUACAACUGGGUGCCAGUACUGCCCGUACAGCGUUGGCAAUGAAUAUCUUGCCACACUAAAUAUUAAUGCUAGCGAAAUAUGGCGAGGUAAGUUGAAAUCCAUAUCUUGUACAAGUUCCUAUAAAUUAUAUGCACAUAUACGUACGG
Molecule: messenger RNA, 3852 nt
Organism: Daldinia loculata
Lineage: Eukaryota; Fungi; Ascomycota; Sordariomycetes; Xylariales; Hypoxylaceae
Product: ABC-2 type transporter-domain-containing protein
Exons: 1
Coding region: 327-3395 (1022 amino acids)
Biological process (GO): transmembrane transport
Cellular component (GO): membrane
Molecular function (GO): ATP hydrolysis activity; ABC-type transporter activity; ATP binding
Source: RefSeq, a predicted model, not a curated record